AAAUUAAAUUACAGUUGGAAUUCGAAAUUCAAACAUUGAACAUCAACUUUAUAACUGUUUGCAGUUCAAAACAAGACAAUUCAUAUAGCAAUGGCUAAAUUGUUGGUAGUACUGGCUGUUAUGUGCAUUGUUGCGGCUGCAGUUGUUCGUGGAGAAUUCGAUAAAACGGCAGCUCGUGAAAAGCUCAAAACUAAAGCCGCUGAAUGUAAAACGGAAGUUGGGGCUACUGAUACCGAUAUUGAGGAACUUGUUGGUAAGAAGCCAGCUUCAACUAUGGAAGGAAAAUGUUUGCGUGCCUGUCUAAUGAAGAAGUUCGAAGUUAUGAAUGAUUCUGGCAAAUUUGUUUCGGACGUUGCUCUAAAACAUGCCGAAAAAGUUACCAAUGGCGCUGCUGAUAAAAUGAAGGUAGCUACGGAAAUUAUCAACGCUUGUGCCGGCAUUGAAGUCUCAUCGGAUCAUUGUCAAGCGGCUGAAGAUUAUGGCAAAUGUUUCAAACAACAAGCUAACGCUCAUGGAAUCGAUGAAAGUUAUGAAUAUUAAUUUUGGCUAAUUGUGAAAUGCCGAUAUUUUUUUCUGUUCUUUUAAAGUAAUUAAUUAUCUAAAUAUAUAACAAAUAAUGCAUA
Musca domestica (house fly) is the source of this 623-nucleotide messenger RNA. RefSeq names its product general odorant-binding protein 28a. Gene Ontology annotation, molecular function: odorant binding. The coding region runs from base 91 to 540 and encodes 149 amino acids. Gene Ontology annotation, biological process: sensory perception of smell. The transcript has 3 exons. The record is from RefSeq and is a predicted model, not a curated record. NCBI's taxonomy places the organism in Eukaryota, Metazoa, Arthropoda, Insecta, Diptera, Muscidae.